Molecule: messenger RNA, 985 nt
Organism: Mya arenaria
Lineage: Eukaryota; Metazoa; Mollusca; Bivalvia; Myida; Myidae
Product: zymogen granule membrane protein 16-like
Exons: 2
Coding region: 166-693 (175 amino acids)
Source: RefSeq, a predicted model, not a curated record
AUGUACCGUCGUAAGAAUACGUAAUGAACGACGCAGGAUUUGAAUUAUUAUAUAAGUAACUGCAGCCGUUAAGUAAGGCAUUACUUAUAACUAAUUCGCUUCAAAUUGAUAUCUAUUUGUACGUUGUGUUUUAUUUCAUUUGAUAUUAUACAAAAACUCACCACAAUGAACGCCGAACUUUCGAUUGCCUUCGCAGUUCUGUGCUUCGUUACGCACGCAAGAUCCGCGCACACUAUCACUGGGGGUACUACAAUCGGCAGCGACAACAUCGGCGACACUCUCGUCCGCUUCAACGACAGGGCUCACUGGAGCCACGGAAGAAUCACCGCCAUACGAAUGCUGUGUGGCCAAUACCUGCUUGCCCUGUCGAUUCAGUAUAACGGGCAGUGGGCACCUCAGCACGGAUUCUGGAACCCAGAGUGUGCGACAAACCAAACGUGGACGCCUGUAUACAGUUUCGGACCAGACGAAUGGAUAACGAGAGCGAGUUUGACGGGGGAAGCUUACGUAUCUAGUGUCACCUUCACCACAAACAAGCAGCAAUCGCUUGAAACAUGUGGGAUCCCCGCGACAUCCACGACGUCAAUUUCUGUUCUGGAGGGUGGUAAACUGGAGUAUGUCACCGGGAUGUCCGGCUGUUACUUCGACCGACUCCAGCUUCACUGGUCCGAUUUUGGAAACUUUAUUGGAUAAAAUAUUAUAAUGUUAUAAAGAGAAAGUCUUUGUAAACAAUACUCCAACACUCGGAGUAUAAAAACUGUUAAUAAUUACAUAGUCAUUAAUUACAUAGUAAUGAUUUAUGUUUAUAAUUGCAUUUCUUCCCUUUGUUAAACUUCUUCACGUACGACUCAUUUAUGCAAUUUAAAUCAACCUAAAUGUAACAAGCUGCAUAUUACAAUUAUUACUGUCUUUAUCAAACUCACUCCGUAAAACUGCUUAAUUUUGAACUGGAAUCUGGACAACUGAAUAAAACGUCCCAAUAUUA